Molecule: messenger RNA, 488 nt
Organism: Lolium rigidum
Lineage: Eukaryota; Viridiplantae; Streptophyta; Magnoliopsida; Poales; Poaceae
Product: 11 kDa late embryogenesis abundant protein-like
Exons: 1
Coding region: 11-322 (103 amino acids)
Biological process (GO): embryo development ending in seed dormancy
Source: RefSeq, a predicted model, not a curated record
GUCGGGCGGCAUGGAUUCAGGCAAGGAGGCGGCGGCGAACGUGGGCGCGUCGGCGCGCGCCGGCAUGGAGAAGACGAGGGCCGCCGUGCAGGGGCAGGUGGACAAGGCCGCGGCGUACACGACGGGGCACAAGGAGGCGGCCGAGAUAAACAAGGAGGCGGCCAAGGUGAAGAUGCAGCAGAGGGUGCACGCCGCCGAGGAGGAGAAGCAGCGCGCCAUGCGCGAGAACGCCGCCGCCAAGGAGCACGGCAGCGGCGCCGGGAAGGAGGAGGAGGAUCGCCACGACGGCCACCGCCCAGAGAGCGGCCACGGUGGGGAGUGAGGCGCGCUGAGAGCUCGCCGGCUUGGCACGGCGGCGCAUCGCCCGAACGACCGGCGGCCACUCCGGCUCGCUGAUUCUGUUUUGUGUCGGUUUCCAUUUUGCUUGUAAAUGUGAUGUGUAAUAGGGUGUGUGUGAGAAUGCAAUAUAAUUGUAAGCUGCAGUUUUU